AUGAAGAAGCCUUUGCUCUGGACGGUUCCGUUGCUGCUGCUGCUAAUUGCGAGUGGAAUUCGGUGCAGCUGCGAAGAUGAUUAUCGACGAGAGCUGGUGCAGAUUGCGGACGCUCUGAAGAAGCUUUCAGAAUCGAAAACUGUAACCGUAGACGAUAUAGAUUGUAAGGAAAGUGUGAACAGAUCGGAUGUAAUUUGCAAGGAGAUCGAUGGUUUCCGUUGGAUCGUGGUGCAGAUGAGAACAGAUUCGCGGCAAAACUUCAAUCGAAGUUGGGAAGAGUAUCGCAAAGGAUUCGGAGACGAGCGCAACUAUUGGAUUGGCAAUGAACUUUUGCAUGAUCUGACAAAGAACGAAAGCAACAACAGCAACAACUCGGUGCUGAGAGUGGAACUGGAGGAUUGGCGAGGUAACAAGGCGUGGGCCGAAUACGCUGAUUUCUCCGUCGACUCAGAGCCGAACAAAUACAGACUGAACGUUGGAAAGUUUCGGGGAAACGCGAGCGACGGCCUCUCCAGCCACAACGGCUCCCUCUUCAGCACGUACGACGUUAAGAACGACGAAGCUCCGGAAUGUUGUCCGUGCGCCUCGGCGUACGGAGGAGGCUGGUGGUUCAACAGCUGCUUCGAGGCUAAUCUGAACGGGAUGUACCGCGACGUUUCGGAGGACGCCGGCUACUACGGAGGCAUCAUCUGGGAACCGUGGUUAGGCAACUACUCGCUGAAGAGGAGCGAGAUGAUGGUGCGAAGGUUGCCUUACCGAAGGGGCACAGACGUUCCAGAGGACCCCUAAUCAUAUCACACAUCAAUGCCAAAUAAAAUAAAAGAAAUUAAAUAAAACCAACGGUAUACAAUAAAAUAGAACGUUUCUCUUGC
Nicrophorus vespilloides is the source of this 872-nucleotide messenger RNA. Its product is annotated as angiopoietin-related protein 7-like. Bases 1 to 789 code for a protein of 262 amino acids. The record is from RefSeq and is a predicted model, not a curated record. The transcript has 3 exons. NCBI's taxonomy places the organism in Eukaryota, Metazoa, Arthropoda, Insecta, Coleoptera, Silphidae.